Molecule: messenger RNA, 1308 nt
Organism: Entrophospora candida
Lineage: Eukaryota; Fungi; Glomeromycota; Glomeromycetes; Entrophosporales; Entrophosporaceae
Source: the annotation of a GenBank genome assembly
AUGUUGGAAAUCGAUGGAGUCGCUUAUAAACUUGUUGACACUCCAGGAAUCUUUGAUACACAAAGGCUUACGGACGAAAUUCUCAUGGAAAUUGCCAGAACAAUUCAUAAAUGUGCUUACGGUGUCAAAGCUAUCCUUUUUGUUUUUGAAGCAAGGCGGUUUACCGAGGAGCAAAAGAAUGUCUUGCAAAAUAUAAAUUUAUUUCUUGGGGAAGGCGCAAUGGAUUAUAUCAUUGCUAUUUUUUCUCAUGCGACCAAAAAGCAGAAUGCCAGUAGGGAUGAAAUGCGAAAUGAUUGGAAUUUGACUGUUUCAUCUUUCAUCAGAAAAAUAGAUAACCGCUGGGGAAUAUCCCCAAAUUCUGACUAUUAUCCCCCAGAUGAUCUAGUGCAUAAAGCCCGGUUAGGAGAAAUUAAAGCAUUUAUCUCCGGUACACGAGGUGUCUAUACUACAGAAGCGUUUAAAUCCGCUCGACGAGAGCAAGAGAAAAUUCAGCGUAUAAAGAAACAGGAAGAAGAACAAGCAAAAAAGCAAUAUGAAGAAAAUUUAAUAAUAAAAGGGAGAGAAGAAGCCGAAAGAGAGUAUAAUAAAAACAUGGCUGAAAUUAAUCAAAAUUCUUCGAAUUCUUUGAAUUCUUUGAAAAGUACUAUCGCAGAACUGCAGUCACAAAUUGAAGAGUUGAAAAAAAAUCAGGACUGUUUUGCUCUUGAUACAAAGGUGCAACUCGCAAGCGGUAAAGUGAUAGAGAUGGCAGAACUCCAAGUUGGUGAUCUUGUUUUCAGCAAUGUUAGAAAUAACAAACCCGAGUUUUCUGAAGUUUACUUGAUAUCUCAUCUGGGCCAUUACGAUUAUCCUCUUAAAAUGAUAAAAAUUGAAUUCACAAAUCCCGAUGGAAGUAAAGGCCAAAUUCGCAUGACAUCUACGCAUUGCAUUUUCCGUAGUGAUUUAUCGAUCUUGUAUGCUCAAGAUGUGGUGCCUGGCGAGACCAAAAUUCUGGUUUUGGAUAGAGCGAAUGAACUUAUUCCUGUCACUGUCGAUAGUCUGGUCAUUGAACAAGACACUGGCUACAUCAGUUUCUAUACACGUGCUGGCACCGUGAUUGCCAAUAACAUUUUAUGUUCGUGCUAUGACGAUUGCCCACCAUCACAAUUUUUAAUGGACCUGGCGUUCGCACCAAUUCGGUUAUGGACUAAAGUAUUUCCCUCUACCCAUCGUCAGAAAGAACUUCACCCAUACGUGCAAAUCCUGGAAACCGCCUAUGUCACUUGGUGCAAAGCGUUAGAUAUUUCCAAAAGAAUUAAAAUGACUUGA